CACAGAGGAUAGCAUGAUGUAACGCAGCUUCUAUGGAAUUUUAAAUAGGACUCUUCAAUCAUCGUUUAACUGAGAAGCUAUUCGGGAUCACCAACAUGCCAAAAAUAAAAGCAAAUCUUGUGUUUAGGAGGCAAUAGAUGAAAUCGUUUAACAAGACAAGCUGAAGCUGCCAGGGUUUUUUUCUUCCUCCCUCUCCCUCUGUUUCAUUGCAUUUGAGUCAAGGAUGUAGCAAGUGGAACAGAGAGGAAGAUUUGGGCAACUCAAGGAAACUGACCGUAGGUACAUAUGUGUUCUGUUGAGUAUCCCAAGUGACAAGGGUGGACAUUUAUCCUAUUUAUACUUUGUGAUAAGGACACAUGACAUUGAGAGCUAUGGAUGCAGCUGGGCCUGUCACAUUCUCCCAGGUCUUUGGACAGCAAUGUGAAGUCAUGGAGGCAGCUGUGAAAUCGCUGCAUACCUUGAACGACCAGAUCUCACAUUUUAUUGUGGCAAAGCCAUCAGCACUGGAGGAAGAUGAAGACGUUUUUCACCCAGCCGAAAAAGAAUCCUUAAAAAAGUCGAUGAUUAUCAUGAGACAACUUCUAGUUGAAGCACAGGCCAAAAUCCUGAAGAUGAUGGAAGAUAACAAGCAGCUGGCUCUGCGGAUAGAUGGGGCCAUUCAGUCCGCCAGUCAGGAGGUGACCAACCUGCGAGCCGAGCUGACAGCCACUAACCGGAGACUGGCUGAGCUGAACAGCGGCGACCCCUGUGUCAUGGAGAACAACCAGCACAACACGCAAGGUAUGGAGUAUGGCAAAAUGAAGCUGAGCAGAUCUGGAACACUUCAAAUGCAAGAAAAGUACACAAAUGGCUUGCUGCUAAGGGAAGAGGUGUCACAACUACAAGAUGAGGUUCACUUGCUCCGACAAAUGAAGGAAAUGUUAGCGAAAGACCUGGAAGAGUCACAUGAUAGCAGGUCUGCGGAAGUCCUUUCUGUGACGGAGCUAAAGGUGCAGCUAGUGCAGAAAGAACAAGAAUUGGAAAGAGCAAAAGAAGCACUUCAAGCUAUGAAAGCAGAUCGGAAGAGGUUAAAGGCAGAGAAAACGGACCUAGUAAGCCAAAUGGAACAGUUAUAUACAACCCUUGAGAGUCGCGAGGAACAGCUGCGGGACUUCAUCAGGAAUUAUGAGCAGCAUAGAAAGGAGAGUGAAGAUGCAGUAAAGGCUUUGGCAAAAGAGAAAGAUGUUUUAGAGAGAGAAAAGUGGGAGCUUCGGCGCCAAGCCAAGGAAGCAACGGACCAUGCAAGUUCUUUGCGGUCACAGCUGGAUUUAAAGGACAACCGAAUUAAGGAGCUUGAAGCUGAGCUUGCAAUGAUAACAAAGUGCUUUGUCCAGAGAAGGGAAUAUCGUGUUUUUGAUCACCUCUAUGAGAAGGAGCACUUUUCAAGAGGGAUAGCGGCAAAACAGUCCUUAGCGACACUUACAAAGGAUGUGCCCAAGCGCCACUCUCUAGCAAUGCCUGGGGAAACGGUGUUAAAUGGAAAUCAAGAGUGGGUAAUGCAUGCAGACCUCCCGCUGACUGCGGCAAUUCGACAAAGCCAGCAAACCCUGUACCACGGACAUCCACAGCAUACCACUGACCGGCAAGCUGUCAGAGUUAGUCCUUGCCAUUCCCGGCAACCCUCAGUAAUAUCUGACGCUUCAGCAGCAGAAGGAGACAGGUCUUCAACACCAAGUGACAUCAACUCCCCGAGACAUCGAACGCAUUCCCUCUGCAAUUCUUUAGAAGACCUUGAAGACCAAAAAAGGAAGAAGAAGAAAGAGAAGAUGGGCUUUGGAUCCAUAUCCAGAGUUUUUGCCAGGGGAAAGCAAAGGAAAUCUUUAGAUCCCGGCCUGUUUGAUGGUACCACACCCGACUAUUACAUUGAGGAGGAUGCAGACUGGUGAAGUGCCUGUUUACCCUGUAUGUACAUGUGAUGGAGUCACGAGAUGUGAGCCUUUUAUUUUGUAAUUGUUGUAUGAGGGGUUGAAGCUUGCGGCUCUCCAGCUGUUAUUGAACUACCGCUCUUGGGAGCCAAAAGAAAAACCCUCGGCUCUCAUAGCAUUCUGGGAGUUGUAGUUCAAGUGGAGAAGCUGGAGUUUGCAGGUUUGUGUUGUACAUAAGAGAAAGGAAUAUGUUCAGAUCUGUUUGUUUGUCUGUAUAUUUGAUGCAGUUGUGUUGGAUUUCAUUUUUUCUUUUUUUAAAGAAGGGUUUUGAUUUUGGGGAUCAGGGGAUUUUUUUUUUGUUUGUUUGUUUAAAAACUUGAAAAACUACUGUGUAUUUGUAAAUAACAUAAAAAGUGCACUUUGUGCUUGUAGUGUCUCUCGUCCAGAAAGCGGUUUUCCUGAGCCCAUAGUGUGAUGAUGCAUCCUGUUAUUUCAUAUGUUUUGCGUGACAUUAUCCUGUUUAAGGGGUGUGCCAGUGCUUUGUUUAAAAAAAAAAAAAAAAAGUUAAAAAAAAAAAGAUAUAAAUAUAUAUAUAUAUACAGAAUCUUUAUUCGGAAAAGGUCACUGCUUUUCCGGAUGAAGGGUUUAAUAACCUUUAAUGCCUGCCAGACAGAGUUUUUUUCUUUUGUUUGUAUUUUUUAAUUUAUUUGCAUAAAUGCACAAACUUGUUAUAUCUAAAUUAUAAAGUUAAAUGUUGAAGUUCUAUUUUUCCUAAAGGAUGAAGGGUAUGUUUAUAUCAUAUUGUUCUGUGGAGUGGCCGGCUCAAAGGCAGUGCAAGCGCAACCAAAUCCACUCCACCGCAUUUCAAUAUCCACUUGGUUACGUCUUCCAAUACACAAUUUCUAGCACAGUAUUUAUAAGGUAGCAGCCCACGCAGACGCACACAUUAUAUAGAGAUUUGUGGAUUUGCAUAAAGCCCUGUUUCUACAUGAAAAAUAAUACACAGUUUUAGGUAUUGGCCGCAGCCAAGAAUCCCCCCCCCCAUUUAAUUAGAGAAAUAGUUUAUUUUGCAAAAUGUAACCCCAAUUUCAUUAACGUAACGUUGCUCAGUUUAAAGGGGAAGUUGUGGACAGUAGCUGCCUUAAAGGAGAAGGAAAGCUUCACUUGACUUACCUGAAACCCCGGGCUGGUGCUCCUAUCAGCAGAAAACUGCACCGGCCGGGGGUUAUACCAGUGAGCACCACGGAGCGAUCCUCUUCCGCCGUCUUGUUUCUUUGCGAGGCUGCGCAUGUGCAUUAGAAUGAAAAGCUGAACUUUAACUAAAAAGUUGGCUAUUUUGUUCAACUGCGCAUGCGUUUGCCCUGGGAAAGCAGUUGAAGAAAGAAGAAGCCAGAAGAGGAGCGCUCCGUGGUGCUCACCGGUAUAAUCCUCGGCUGGUUCCGUUUUCUGCUGAUAGGAGCACCGGCCCGGGGUUUCAGGUCAAUACAAUCACUUUGGGUGACUAACUUUUGGCACCACCAAGUGCAAGACAGCUUUCCUUCUACUUUAAAGGAACAGUAACACCAAAGAAUAAGCAUUUUUAAGUAAUUUCUGGCUCUAAAGUUCUGGCUCUUUCUGAAAGCACAUGACCAGGCAAAAUGACCUGAGAUUUUAUGUUGUAGAGUGAAUUAUUGGCAGUGUAAACAGUGUCAUUUAGAUAUAAAAACGACAUCCUAAAAAUCCCUUUAAAUAAUAAGGCAUAUGCAGAAUACCCACGGUGCAACUAGUAUUAAGGUGGUAAAUGUGGAGAAGCACCUUCUAUCCAUGUUAAGUCCUUAUGCAAGUUGAGUUUGGAGGUACUGAGGUUUGUCAUAUGCGGGUACUGAGUUUGGUCAGAUGGAAAGUAGCCAAAAUGCAGAGCAAGUAGGGUGGACAUGGCAUGAAGAAAAGGUCUAGAACUAUAAAAUGACUAGGAUCACUACACUUUACAACUUCAUUUGAUUUGGGCUUAUUUUCUUCCUAAUCCCUCCCUAUAAGGGCAGAGACACACACUCAGAUCCAGGGAGAUUAGUUGCCGGCGACAAUUCUCCCCUUCUUCGGGCGACUAAUCUCCCCAAACUGCCUUCCUGGCGGCUAGAAUAAAAAUCGCUGGCGGUUAGAAUAAAAAUCGCUGGCGGUGUGGCACUCCGAGCCCUUUCACGAGGAAAGGCAGUUUGUGAGAUUAGUCGCCCCAAAGAAGAGGAGAUUCGUCGCCGGGUGACUAAUCUCCCCAAAUCUGACAUUUUCCAUUUUCAAGAGGCCUGGAAAAAAAAACCCCAUCUCAUUUACCUCUUACAAGAAACACUAUCGGGAUUUAUUUUUGUCCUGUGAUUUCCAUUCCAAUGUGGCAAUUUGUGGCCAAGCAGAAUAGACUGGCAGUUGCAUAAAUAGAUCUUUGUUGGG
Molecule: messenger RNA, 4325 nt
Organism: Xenopus laevis (African clawed frog)
Lineage: Eukaryota; Metazoa; Chordata; Amphibia; Anura; Pipidae
Gene: kazn.L
Product: kazrin, periplakin interacting protein L homeolog
Exons: 11
Coding region: 357-1925 (522 amino acids)
Source: RefSeq, a predicted model, not a curated record